Messenger RNA from Ahaetulla prasina, 2278 nucleotides. RefSeq names its product thymidine phosphorylase (gene TYMP). The transcript is spliced from 13 exons. Bases 428 to 2005 code for a protein of 525 amino acids. NCBI's taxonomy places the organism in Eukaryota, Metazoa, Chordata, Lepidosauria, Squamata, Colubridae. Gene Ontology annotation, cellular component: cytosol. Gene Ontology annotation, molecular function: pyrimidine-nucleoside phosphorylase activity; 1,4-alpha-oligoglucan phosphorylase activity. The record is from RefSeq and is a predicted model, not a curated record. Gene Ontology annotation, biological process: pyrimidine nucleoside metabolic process; pyrimidine nucleobase metabolic process.
ACAGGCCUCUGAAAAAAACCCUGCAGCCAACUUUCGGUUCUGCUCUGCUCCAAGGAAAGCUGGUGCUGCUGCUCUCUGCCCCUUGCUCUUCUCCUUCUCCUGUGCCCGGAUCCUGCUUGUGCUCUUCCUCUUCCUCUGCCAAGGCCAGCCUCACAUCCUCCUCUUCCUCUAUCCCUGGAAGAGGACCAGGGUGUGUCUGGUGGGACUUACGGCCGGGCGUCUGCUUACUCCUUCACCCCAGGAAGGACCUCGGAGCCGGCAGGAGCUCAAAAAACCUUCCCUUCGAUUUACAAUCUCGCCAGCAACUCGCUGAAUAUUUAGAAUAGCAAGAUGCUGAGAAGACACUCCGGGCUGCCCUAAGCCCCCUUCCAUUGGCUGGGAAAUAUUGGGGUUGCAUUCCAGCACCAAGGAAUGCUAAUUUCAGGUGAUGUCUUCCCCAAGAAAUUCGAGCCGUCCAGGGCCCAGCUCCACGGCCCCGGAGGAAGGCGGUCAAAUCAACAUCCCUGGAAUUAUUCGGAAGAAACGGGAUGGUGAGACGCUUCAGCGGGAGGAAAUCCGCUACUUCGUGCAAACUCUCGGCAGUGGCAGGUCGCGGGAGGGGCAAAUCGGGGCCAUGUUGAUGGCCAUCCGUUUGAGAGGCAUGGAGCUGUCCGAGACGUUGGUGCUGACCCGGGAAAUCGCUGCUUCGGGGACUACCUUGGAGUGGCCGGCACAAUGGCGAGGACUGCUGGUGGACAAGCACUCCACGGGGGGCGUGGGGGACAAAAUCAGCCUGCCCCUGGCUCCUGCGUUGGCGGCCUGUGGCUGCAAGGUGCCCAUGAUCAGUGGCCGGGGACUGGGCCAUACUGGGGGCACGCUGGACAAGUUGGAAUCCGUGCCAGGCUUCUGCGUUUCCCAGAGCCCAGAGCAGAUGAAAGAGAUCCUGGAAAAAGUCGGUUGCUGCAUUGUAGAGCAAAGCCAACAUCUGGUCCCAGCUGACAAAGUCCUCUAUGCCCUGAGAGAUGUCACAGCCACGGUGGACAGCCUGCCCCUCAUCAUCAGUUUCUAUGAGCUCGGGGGGAAGAGCUGUGCACCAUGGUCUCAGCGGCUCCUUUCUUGGCCCUUAGGUUCCAUCCUGAGUAAGAAGGUAGUGGAGAAGCUUUCCGCUCUGGUGCUGGAUGUCAAAUUUGGCAGUGCCGCCUUGUACCAUACACUGGAGAGUGCUGAACAGCUUGCCCGAAGCCUGGUGUCCGUCGGAAACCAGCUCGGGAUGAAAACAGCUGCAGUCCUGAGCAGGAUGGAUGAGCCCGUGGGUGGCCGGGUAGGCAACUCCUUGGAAGUCCUCGAAGCCUUGCAGUGCCUGGAAGGAGGCGGCCCCGAGGACCUCCGUGAGCUGGUCACCACUCUAGGGGGCAUCUUGCUGUGGCAGAGCGGGCGAGCAGGCUCUGUGCCCGCGGGGGCCGCCCAGAUCGGCCAAGUCCUGAGCAAUGGCGCUGCCCUGCGCACUUUCCAGGCCAUGCUGGAGGCUCAAGGGGUGGAGGCCGAGGUGUCCCGCCUGCUGUGCGAAGGGACGGAGGAGCAGCGUUUGGCAGUGCUGAAAGUGGCUGACAUCCAGGAGGAGCUGCCGGCUCCAGAAGAGGGGACCGUGCAGCAGAUCCAGGCUCUGCCCAUCGCGCAGGUGCUCCAUGACUUGGGGGCUGGACGGACCCAGGAGGGGCAGCGGAUCAACCCCCGGGUGGGCGCGGAGCUGCUGGUCUCCACGGGGAAGCGAGUGGCCAAAGGAACUCCAUGGAUCCGAAUCCACUACGAUACCCCCAGGCUCAGCCAGACCCACCGAGAAAUCUUACAGAAGGCCCUGAUUCUGGGGGACCUGGAGCCCUUCACCCCGGCCUCCAAGGUGGUGAAAAUCCUUCUUCCUACCGAAGAGUCAGCAACGGCUGGAUCACAGGGGGGGAGGAAGGGGGUCCCUGAGAGAGAACAGCCAGGAGGAGAAGCAUGGGAGCAGCAGCACCCUCCAAGCAACUAGUAACUUACAAUACUAGACUUAAGAACUGCCUCAACCUCAUCUUUUGUAAUAACACGAACUCAAUUUAUGGACUACAAAUAAAAGAACCCUUUUCCAACAGUGAUCACUGCAUGAUUGACUUUUGUCUAAAUAGACGCCCUCACAUAAAUCGUCAUAACAAUAGUACUCCAAACUAUAAUUUUAAAAAAGCCAACUAUGACCUUAUAAACAAUGAUCUCUCAUUUCUUGACUGGCAAAAUGUAUUCUCAACCUGUAUCACUGCAGAAGACCACU